AUGUCUCCGAAGGAUAACGAGGACAAGAACCCCACAGAUACUCUACCAGAGCCGCAACAGACAGCCCGUGAUGUGACUAAAGACGCUUUCCCUUACAUCACGGGCGAUGAGGGUCCUCGGUCUUCAGGCAAUAGUCUACACGGCAUCGUGUUCCUUGGGGAGCUUUGCCACUGGGCCAACUUUCAGAAAGAGGUCCGAACGGUUUUCAACGAGAUUAAGUGGGACAAGGAACCUGUCCUUGAUAGACUCAAGCCAAAUGAUCUCUACCAUAGCGAGCAUUUUCGCUGUGGCGCAGAGAUCUCUACUAGCGGAAGAUAUAUCGCGCAUGUGCUCAACCCCAUGAGUGGCAUAGCAACAAAGCUUGGGUUCCAGCUCCGCUUUGGAGAUUGGCAUGCGGUGAAGGAUCACCUGAAAUGGAUGCUCCCCGAUUCCUCGGACGAUGAAUCCGCGGACGACGUAACUAGAGAUGAUGAGACCAUGGGCCAAGACGACAACACUGGAGACGCCGAAGGAGAGGAUCAAGAUCGCAAGAAGCCCAAAAGGUCCAUUCCCGACUAUGCCAUCAUUGAUGAAAGCCAUGAGGCCCGCGCGCUCGGGGAAGCCAAACAUCCUUGGCGUUCUUUUCCAGGUCGCUGGAUUCAGGGAGCCAUCCAGGGUGACGCACAGACGGAGACUCGAUUACGUCGGUUUGUUGGGCAGAUAGCCAGAGACAUGUGGGCGGCUGAUCUCAAAUAUGCCUUUAUGACCAAUUACAGGGAGACCGUCUUUCUUCGCAGGGAAAAGGUCCAGGGAAAAUGGACACUUUUCUACUCCGAUGCAAUCCGAUUUGAUGCCACGUCUGACAUGGACAACUUCACAGUUUCGGUGCGAGAGUGCAUGCUGUACCUGUUUAAGAUUACAUCUCAAGUUCCAAAGAAAGGUGGCUGGUCACUGGGUGGCAUGGAGAAAGAGCCACUUGAGGCCUGGGUGCGGAUCCCGAAAAGGUCCAAAAAGAAAAAGACAACCGACAACACAUCAGCCAGCAACAAGUCUACCGACAACAAACACACUGGCAACAAAUCAACCUAUGCAGACCAAAUGACGGUCGUCCGUCGUCCGAAGCCUCCUGCUGGAUCAGCAGCCGGUCCCAAAAAGACAUCGAAAUGA
Messenger RNA from Aspergillus ibericus CBS 121593, 1146 nucleotides. RefSeq lists its product as uncharacterized. NCBI's taxonomy places the organism in Eukaryota, Fungi, Ascomycota, Eurotiomycetes, Eurotiales, Aspergillaceae. The transcript is spliced from 2 exons. Bases 1 to 1146 code for a protein of 381 amino acids. The record is from RefSeq and is a predicted model, not a curated record.